Molecule: messenger RNA, 259 nt
Organism: Pterocles gutturalis (yellow-throated sandgrouse)
Lineage: Eukaryota; Metazoa; Chordata; Aves; Pterocliformes; Pteroclidae
Product: sodium/potassium-transporting ATPase subunit beta-1-interacting protein 1-like
Exons: 2
Biological process (GO): regulation of sodium ion transport
Source: RefSeq, a predicted model, not a curated record
GACCGGGAUUUCAUCAUGACCUUCAAUACCUCGCUGCACCGCUCGUGGUGGAUGGAGAACGGGCCGGGCUGCCUGGUGACGCCGGUGCUGAACUCCAACCUGGCGCCCGAGGACCAUCACGUCAUCACCGUCAGCGGCUGCCUGCUGGACUACCAGUACAUCGAGGUGGUGAGCAGCGCCGCACAGAUCUUCCUGGCGCUCUUUGGCUUCGUCUACGCCUGCUACGUCAGCAAAGUGUUCCUGGAGGAGGAAGACAGCU